AUGGAGCGCGCCUGGCCGCUCCGCGUGUCCCGAAGGCAGCGCUGGUGUGCAAAUCGAGGCCCAGGCUUCGAAGGGGCCCUAGGCCGCGUUGAUGUAUAAGGGGCCGGGCUCUCCCGCCGGCCCGGCCCGUGGCUCUUGAGCGGGGGGAAGACGUGCGGGGAGCCGAAAUGGGCGUCUGGAUGCUGCUGUUGCUGCUGCUGCUCUGCGGUGGAGCCUCCAGCGCCGCGAGCAUCUACCUGAGCAGCUGGGCCGUGCGCGUCCCUAGCGGCGCCCAAGAGGCCCAGCGCCUGGCCCGCAGGCACGGGCUGCUCUACCUGGGCCAGGUGAUUGCUGGAGAGCCCUACUUCCAUCUGAAACACAGAGGCAUGGCUCAGAAAUCUUUAACCAAGCACCGGGGGUGGCAUCUCCGCCUGAACAGAGACCAUCAGAUCCCGUGGUUUGAACAGCAGGUGCUGAAGAGGCGGACAAAGAGAACAGCCACCAUUGUCCCCACCGAUCCAUGGUUCCAUAAACAGUGGUACAUGAACAACGAUGUCACCCCAGACCUCAACGUCCUCACGGCAUGGAGCCAGGGCUACACCGGCUUAGGCGUAGUGGUGAGCAUUCUGGACGACGGGGUCGAGAAGAACCAUCCUGACCUUGUGGCAAACUACGACCCUCUGGCCAGCUACGACUUCAACGACAACGAUCCGGACCCUCAGCCGCGAUACAACCGGUGGAAUGAGAACAGACACGGCACACGCUGCGCCGGGGAGGUGGCUGCCACUGCUAACAACCACGUCUGUGGAGCCGGUAUCGCCCACGGGGCCAAAAUUGGGGGCGUGAGGAUGCUGGAUGGCGACGUGAACGACAUCGUGGAGGCCCAGUCGCUGAGUCUCCAAACCCAGCACAUCGACAUCUACAGCGCCAGCUGGGGCCCCGAGGAUGACGGGAAGACGGUGGACGGCCCGGGGGUCCUAGCCAGAGAGGCCUUCCGCAAGGGGGCAGCCAACGGACGCGGAGGGCUGGGCUCUCUCUUCGUCUGGGCCUCCGGGAACGGCGGCCUUCGGAAGGACAACUGCAAUUGCGACGGCUACACCAACAGCAUCUACACCUUAUCCGUGGGCAGCAGCACCAAGAGCGGCCGGGUGCCUUGGUACAACGAGGCCUGUGCCUCCACCCUCACCACCACCUACAGCAGCGGGGCCAAGGGCGAGAAGCAGAUUGUGACCACGGAUCUGCGACACGCCUGUACCAGCAGCCACACGGGCACCUCCGCCUCGGCCCCCCUGGCGGCCGGCCUGAUUGCCCUCGCUCUGGAGGCCAACCCAGCUCUCACCUGGAGGGACAUGCAGCACCUGGUGGUGAGAGCCUCCAGUCCAGCUCACCUGCAGGCGGACGACUGGGCGGUGAAUGGAGCCGGGCGCAAAGUCAGCCACUACUACGGCUACGGGCUCCUGGACGGCGGGGCCUUGGUGGAGAUGGCCAGGCGGUGGCAGAGGAGCUGGCCUCAGCGGAAGUGCUUCCUUCAGGUGGUCUCCCAGCCAAUGGCCAUCGGCUCCCGGCUGUCCGUCUCCGAGAACGUCUCGUCCUCCCCCUGCUUCCAGAGGGGAAACAGAGGCAUGCGGUCUCUGGAGCACGUCCAGGUGCAACUGUGGCUCACCUACAGCCGGAGGGGGGAUCUGGCCAUCUCGCUGACCAGCCCCAGGGGAACCACCUCCACCCUGGUGGACGUCAGGCCCUACGACACCAGCAGGGACGGCUACAAGGACUGGGAUUUCAUGUCGACACAUUACUGGGAUGAAGACCCCCGGGGUGUCUGGACCCUCCUGCUGGAAAACAAGGGCGACGUGUAUAACAGAGGUCUCCUCCGGCACUUUGUGUUAAAACUCUACGGCUCUGAGGAAGACAUGACAGCGCGGCCGGCAGCUCCCCCCGUGGUGGCCCAGUGCGUCCGGCGGAACCGCGACGGGACAUGCCAGGAAUGCCCCAGCCCGCUCUUCGCGGUCCGGCACCUCUGCCUCUCCUACUGCCCGCCCAGGUACUACCGCCUGUCCCGCCGGGCUCUCGACCCCAACGGGACCCAGCGCGCCAUCCAGGCCUGCUCGGCCUGCGACCCCUCCUGCUACACCUGCCUGGCGGGGUCGGCCCGCAAUUGCAGUGCCUGUCCGUCCCACAGCACCUACGAGGAGCGCUCCCACACCUGCCUGCCCUCCCCCUCCUUCUCCUACCUGCCCCGGGGAGGGGCUUUUGCCCUGGGAGACAGGCCUGUGUUCCUCCUGGCCCUGGCCGUGCUGCUGGCCCUGGGCCCCGUGGCCUGCUGCCUCUCCUACGCCUUGUGCCGCACGAGGCAGAAGCGCGCGCGGGCCGAUGGGGAAACCGAGGCCGUCAGCCUGGAACUGCUCUACCUCCACCGUCCCGGGGCCGAGGAGAGCUUGAACCGACUUUCCUAGGAACCAAGACUGCUUUAAUGACCUGAAACCCUCUCCCCCUCUUGUUAUUUAUUUCUCCGAAAUGGUUCCUGGAUGAUCCACAAUAAAUGCUCAGCCUGA
This is a messenger RNA of Crotalus tigris (Tiger rattlesnake), 2531 nucleotides long. It is a transcript of the gene PCSK4, whose product is annotated as proprotein convertase subtilisin/kexin type 4. The transcript is spliced from 15 exons. Gene Ontology annotation, molecular function: serine-type endopeptidase activity. NCBI's taxonomy places the organism in Eukaryota, Metazoa, Chordata, Lepidosauria, Squamata, Viperidae. Gene Ontology annotation, cellular component: Golgi membrane; trans-Golgi network. Gene Ontology annotation, biological process: peptide hormone processing. The coding region runs from base 168 to 2432 and encodes 754 amino acids. The record is from RefSeq and is a predicted model, not a curated record.